AUGUUCGUCCUUGUUGUCUGCCUCUCCUACGCCCUUUACGUUCUCGUCACGCCGUACUACUACAGCAUCACCGGCGGCGUGCUGCUGUCCAUCGUCACGCACCCACAGGGUCGGUUGCGCUCCGUCUUGUACAUGGGCACGGCGGUAGACCGCAUGCGACACGUGCAGCAGCAGUGGGCCGUGCGAGGGCGUCUGGCCGGUGUCGUCGGGUCGUGGAUGUCGCUGCGCCACUUCGCUUCAUUUGUGGUAAUGCAGAUGACUUUCCUUCUGGGCCUCAACAAGAUUCGUGUGGCGACCAACUCGGUGUUGCUCGGCCACGGCAGCGGUGCAGCGUGCUUUUCGGAGUGCGGUCGCGCGCAGGAGAUGGCGUCGGCAACCGGGAGGGCCGCACGGAAAGCCCCAAAAGAGGCGGAAAGAGCCGGCGAGUCGAGAGCGAGUUCGCCGAAGCCCGGCGUCCUACAAGAUGCGGCGCACUGGAAGGAUGCCACGGCCACCCUUCAUGCAACAAACAACGGAACAACAGGACCGGUCUCCGCAUCACCCAACAAUGAGAGAGGUAGCAGCGGUGGCAGCACCUCCAGCAGCGCUGAAGGCUCCCCUGAAAGUCGCUCGCAGACGCUUCGCUUCCCCGCUAAGGCGCCACAGAUGCCGUCUCCUUCCGAUGAUUCGAUUCGGUUGUCCCCUGCGGCGGCAGCAGUGCCCGAUCACCGACGCCUUGUCGCCACCGCGCGCGGGCGACGCGUGCUACGGUAUCUGACCAUUGCCAUUCUCGUCAUCCUCGCCCACCUCCUUGUCGGGGUCUUUUACUUUGUUCUGCUGCAUCUCGUCUUGGGCGUCGUGUUUGCGCUCGCUGUCCCUCUCCUGUCGGCCAACUCGUUUGUGCGCUCGAUGGGGCGGCUCUGGCGCGUCGCCAUCGUGCUGUUCUUUAUCGUCGGGCUGACGCUGAACUUGACGGCGGACGUGCUGUCGAUCAGUCAUGCGGUGCGGCGGACAACGUCGGCUGUCGUGCGAAGCGGCGGCGGCGGUGGUGGUGGCGGCCUUGCAGGGAUGGAGUUGGAUGCCUUCACCGAUGUCAAAACACAAGACAUAGACUCCGUUCCAUCGAGUCACUAUCCAGACUCGACAGACGCAACUACCGCCACCACUACUAGUAUUUUUGGCAUAGUGAAGGAGGAGGAAGAAGCCAUGGAUGAGAACGAUGUGGACAUCUUUGCGCUGCUACGACAGCACCGCGGCAUGCUGGAGUCACUCGUGGUGAAGCAAGUCCAGACGUUAGUCGUGCAGGAGCUGGCCGACAUGUUCAGCAACGGCAACGUGUCGGAGAUGCUGGGCACGUUGAUGCGCGUGCUGCCGCCGCAGCUGCAGGCGGUGGUACAGCAAGACGCCGCCGAAAGCAGCAGCGGGGGUGGGUCUGCGCCGGCCCUGGUGAAGCCCGGUAGCACGAAGAGCUCCUUAGAUUCGUCGUCGUCAUCGACAAAGAGCCCACACUCACUGACCUUUUCAUGGGCCAAUCUACGAGCGUUGGGCUCCGUCGACUCUCUCAAGUCACUUCUUCACGCCUCAUUGUCGAACGCAUCCGCGGCGAACAACAGCCGUGGCACCAAUAGUAGCAGCCGCAAUAGAGGAACUACACGUGCCUCUUCGAACGGCUCCGCUGCUGGGGCGGGGGCAGCGGCGACGGGAGAGGAGACGGUGCAUAUUGACUGGAUUACGGUAUUCCGCCUCCUCGCCGCUGCCCUGCUCCCCUACGUCGAAUACGCCGUGCGUCUUGUUGCUCGACUUGCAUCGAACCUGCUGGAGCUGUUCGACAGCGUCUACGCGCUGAUGCUCUUCGUGUUCUUCUACCGCUACCUCACACAACUGGAGCACACGGUGUUGUACUACGGCAUCGCGAAGGUGCUCUGCGUAAUUCAACCGGACGUCGGCGACCUCCACGCGCGCAACAUCGAGCACGACAUCACCGUGUCCUUCAUCACGCUGCUGCAGUCCUUUUGGCAUCUCACGUGGUUCCACUUCUGCGUAACCUUCUGCGCCUUUAAGCUGUGGGGCUUCCCAACGCCUUUCCUGCUGGGGCUCGUGUCCGUCGUGCUGGCGCUCUUCCCGCUGGUGCCGAAGUGGUUGAGCCCGUGCUCGAUCGCCUUCGCGUACAUGGUGAUCCAACUCAUCUCCCUCACCACCGCCGAGGAGCGAGAAGGCAGUCCGCUGCUCGCCUUUCCCGGUGGACACGACUGGACAGCGGCGCUCCUGCUCGGUAAGCCGUACCUGCUCUUUUACGCACGCACGCUCAGCUUUGGGGUGGCCGUGCUGCUGGAGUGCGGAGACGAGUGGCUGCUGUGCGUCUCUCGCGGUCUUCGCGGCGGCUUCGUCACGGAUGCCGCUGGCAAAGGUCGCGAGCAGCUGCAGCCCUUCGUCGUCGGCACCUCCCUCGUCCUCGGCUUUGUGGCCUACGGGAUCCGUGGCAUCGUCUUCGGUCCGUUGACGGUGAUCGUGGCGCGUGUGCUGUACGAUAACUGGGAUAUUAUGUUGUUGGACCGCGAGAAUGGCGGUGCGCCAUCGUCGCCGCCGCCGAUGCCCUCGCUGCUCGUCGAGGAGGAAGACGAGGAGGAAGAGCAAUGA
Messenger RNA from Leptomonas pyrrhocoris, 2616 nucleotides. Its product is annotated as putative mitochondrial putative multi-pass transmembrane protein. NCBI's taxonomy places the organism in Eukaryota, Euglenozoa, Kinetoplastea, Trypanosomatida, Trypanosomatidae. The record is from RefSeq and is a predicted model, not a curated record. The transcript has a single exon. Bases 1 to 2616 code for a protein of 871 amino acids.